Molecule: messenger RNA, 685 nt
Organism: Stylophora pistillata
Lineage: Eukaryota; Metazoa; Cnidaria; Anthozoa; Scleractinia; Pocilloporidae
Product: beta-4C adrenergic receptor
Biological process (GO): G protein-coupled receptor signaling pathway
Cellular component (GO): membrane
Molecular function (GO): G protein-coupled receptor activity
Source: RefSeq, a predicted model, not a curated record
AUGAAUGAAUUAGUUUGUGAUGAGUUUUCGCAAUUUUUUCCUGUAUACCCCGAACUUGCAGAUCUUCGCUCGACUUUUAUCGCCAACUGCGUCUUCAACAAUUUUCUAAGUUACACCGCCAUCAUGUUGAACAUUGUGACAAUCUACGCCAUACACAAAACUUCAACAAUGGCAAAGACUUUAAAAACGCUACUGCUGAGUCUUGCCUGUUCUGAUGUUGCUGUUGGUCUGUUUAUUCAACCAUCAUACACGUUCUUUUUGAUCCAGUGGCUUCACUUAAAGGAUCCUGGCUGUAACGCUUACCGUGUGCUGAGUAUUUCAGGUAGUUUAUUUUCAGCUGCUUCGUACAGCGGUGUUGUGGCAGCAAGUGUAGACAGGUUCUUGGCACUUCAUUUUCAUCUCAGAUAUCAAGAGCUUGUGACUCACAGGCGUGUUGUUAUUGUGGUGAUCGGCAUAUGGGUGUACAGUGCAUUUGUUUCUUUGAUGAGAUUAUGGAGGUUGGACGAUACUUGGACACUUAUUUUUGUUUCUGCAGCUUUCUGUUUAAUUCUCGCAUUUGUGUUCUACAUCAGGAUAUACUUAACUGUCCAACGGCACAAGAUUCAGAUGCAGUCCGUGCAAAUACAAAACGAAGCUCAGUCUGAUGAAAUGAAUAACUUUGCUGUCCUCAUUAAGUCCAAAGUUG